Molecule: messenger RNA, 909 nt
Organism: Amborella trichopoda
Lineage: Eukaryota; Viridiplantae; Streptophyta; Magnoliopsida; Amborellales; Amborellaceae
Gene: NF-YC13
Product: nuclear factor Y, subunit C13
Biological process (GO): regulation of DNA-templated transcription
Cellular component (GO): nucleus
Molecular function (GO): transcription cis-regulatory region binding; protein heterodimerization activity
Source: RefSeq, a predicted model, not a curated record
UCUAAAAUUCCUUCUUCGUGCCCAAGAGAACCCAAUUUAAACCAGUCUACCUCUUGAUCUCCCUUCACCGAAUCCCGACCGUCCAAAACCCCAUCGUGCGAUCCCCACCCCUUCUUCCACGGCUCCCACGAUCCAAUCCCAAUCCAGGGCUUCCCACUUCCAAUCUGAACCCUCCGAUCUAGGGUUUUUUUGUCCCGAUCAACGCACAAGCAUCCAAUCUAGACCGUUUGUACCCAUUGUCCCAAAAACAAAUCUGGACCGUACAAUCUAGGGCAAAACCUGCAACUUCACAGGUUCCGCUUCAAUGGCGGAUUCAGCACCAGUUUUUCCACCUGGUCGUGUGAAGAAGAUAGUGAAGCUCGACAAAGAUAUAAAGAAGGUUAACUCUGAAGCUCUAUUUCUCAUUUCGUCUGCAACAUCUCUGUUUCUUCAACAUUUAGCAGAGAGCUCUGCAAAAGUUGCAAUGGAGAAGAAGAGGAAAACCCUAGGGCUUGAGCAUUUGAGGGCUGCAGUGAAGGGGCAUGUCCCAACUAGGGUUUUCCUCGCUGACUCAUUGCCGAAGCCUUUGGCGAAGGAGAAGCGAUUGAAGAGAGAGAGAGGUGGUGCUAGGGCUGAGAAGGAGCUUCAUAGUGGAGAGAGAAGAAUUGAGGAUUUCUUCAAGAAACAGGGGCCUGGAACUGAUAUGGGUUGAUGGUGGAAUUUGAGUUUCUCUCUCCUCGCUCUCUCUCUCUAUCUCUCUCCUAUCUCUUUUAUCUGUAAUUUUUGACUUGCUAUUGUUGGUUUAAUCAUUUGUUCUAAUUUAUCUCAAAUAUUUACCGCACAGUCUAUGUUCUGGUGCUUGAAGUGUGAAUAUUGAGUUAUUCAACUUGAUUUGGGAUUUUUUGGUGCUCAAUCCCUAUUUAGUCAAAA